AUGCACCUCCACUUAUUCCUGCUGCUUGCAUUGUGCCCUGCGGGCUCCGUGGCAGGGGCGCGCAGCUACAGCUUGCGGGGAAGCUGGAAGAUCCGCAACGGGAACGGCUCGCUGGAGCUGCCCGGGGCGGUCCCCGGCUGCGUGCACAGCGCCUUGUUCCAGCAGGGCCUGAUCCAGGAACCGUACUACAGAUUUAAUGACCUUAACUACAGAUGGAUCUCCUUGGAUAACUGGACCUACAGCAAGGAAUUUAAAAUCCCCUUUGACAUUAGCAAAUGGCAAAAAUUAAAUUUGAUUUUUGAGGGAAUAGAUACAGUUACAAAAAUCCUGUUCAAUAAAGUCACCAUUGGGAAAACAGACAACAUGUUCAAUAGAUAUAGCUUUGAUAUUACCAAAGUGGUCAGAGAUGUGAACUCCAUUGAGCUGCGCUUCCAGUCAGCCGUGCUGUACGCAGCCCAGAAGAGCAGAGCUCACGCUCGCCACCAGGUGCCCCCAAGCUGCCCUCCGCCAGUGCAGAAGGGAGAGUGCCACGUCAACUUUGUUCGAAAGGAGCAGUGUUCCUUUAGUUGGGACUGGGGGCCUUCCUUUCCCACCCAGGGAAUCUGGAGAGAUGUUAGAAUUGAAGCCUAUAAUAUUUGUCAUCUGAACUAUUUCACAUUUUACCCAAUAUAUGAUAACACUGCCCAGGAGUGGAAUCUUGAAAUAGAAUCUUCUUUUGAUGUUGUCAGCUCAAAGCCAGUUGGUGGCCAAGUGAUUGUAGCCAUCCCUAAAUUGCAAACACAGCAGACAUACAACAUUAAACUUCAGCCUGGGGAAGGGAUUGUUGAGCUAUUUGUGAAAAUUAACAAGAAUGUUACUGUAGAAACUUGGUGGCCUCAUGGACAUGGAAAUCAGACUGGGUACAACAUGACAAUUCUUUUUGAACUGGAUGGAGGCUUAAAUAUCGAAAAAUCAGCUAAGGUUUAUUUUAGGACAGUGGAACUUAUAGAAGAGCCCAUAAAAGGGUCUCCUGGUUUAAGUUUCUACUUCAAAAUUAAUGGAUUUCCUAUAUUUAUGAAAGGCUCAAACUGGAUCCCAGCAGAUUCGUUCCAGGAUCGAGUAACUUCUGACUUGUUACGGCUCCUUUUGCAGUCUGCUGUGGAUGCUAACAUGAAUACUCUCCGGGUUUGGGGAGGAGGAAUUUAUGAGCAGGAUGAAUUCUAUGAACUCUGUGAUGAACUAGGAAUAAUGGUAUGGCAGGAUUUUAUGUUUGCCUGUGCCUUUUAUCCAACUGAUCAGGGAUUUAUGGAUUCAGUGAGAGCGGAAGUUGCUUAUCAGAUCAGGAGACUGAAAUUUCAUCCCUCUAUCAUCAUAUGGAGUGGUAAUAAUGAAAACGAAGCAGCACUGAUGAUGAAUUGGUAUAAUAUAAAUGUCACUGACCUGCAAACCUAUAUCAAUGAUUAUGUGACCCUCUAUGUGAAAAACAUCAGAGAGGUCGUCUUGUCAGGAGACAAGAGUCGUCCUUAUAUUGUAUCCAGUCCUACAAACGGGGCUGAAACCAUUGCAGAAGGCUGGGUCUCUAAGGACCCUUAUAGCAAACAUUUUGGUGAUGUACAUUUUUAUGACUAUAUCAGUGAUUGCUGGAAUUGGAAAGUUUUCCCAAAAGCUCGAUUUGCAUCUGAAUAUGGAUACCAGUCCUGGCCUUCCUUCAGUACAUUAGAAAAGGUUUCAUCUAAGGAGGACUGGUCUUUCAAGAGCAAAUUUUCACUUCACCGACAGCAUCAUGCAGAUGGUAACCACGAAAUGUUGCAUCAGGCUGGGCUUCACUUCACACUUCCCCAGAGCACAGAUCCAUUACGCACAUUUAAAGAUACCAUCUACCUUACUCAGGUGAUGCAGGCCCAGUGUGUCAAAACGGAAACUGAAUUCUACCGACGCAGUCGUAGUGAGAUAGUGGAUGGAGAAGGGCACACCAUGGGGGCACUUUAUUGGCAGCUGAAUGACAUCUGGCAGGCUCCUUCCUGGGCUUCUCUAGAGUACGGAGGAAAGUGGAAAAUGCUUCAUUACUUUGCUCAGCAUUUCUUUGCUCCACUGUUGCCAGUAGGCUUUGAGGAUCAAAAUGUGUUUUAUGUCUACGGUGUCUCAGACCUUCACUCAGACUAUACGAUGACACUCACUGUGAGAGUCCAUACGUGGAGUUCUCUGGAGCCUCUGUGCUCUCACGUGACUAAACAGUUUGUGAUUAAAGCAGGGAAGGCUGCUCCCGUCUACAAUGAGCCAGUGUCUGAAUUGCUGAGUAGAUGUGGGAAUUGUACACGGGAAAGCUGUGUGGUUUCCUUUUACCUUUCAAGUGGCUAUGAACUCCUGAGCCCAACCAACUAUCACUUUUUGUCUUCACUGAAGGAGGCCGUGGGGCUCAUCAAGACAAAUAUCACUGCCAUCAUCUCUCAGCAAGGUGACUCAUUUGUUUUUGAGCUGGAAACCUCAGCGGUUGCUCCCUUUGUUUGGUUGGAUGUAGGAAGCAUACCAGGGAGAUUUAGUGACAAUGGUUUCCUCAUGACUGAGAAGAGACGAACUAUAUUAUUUUACCCUUGGAAACCCACCAGCAAGAGUGAAUUGGAGAAAACUUUUCGUGUGACCUCCUUAACAGAUAUUUACUGAGGGAAUCAGAUUGUGUUUUUGGUGGACACUGGGAAUAAAAUACUUCUCAAGCACCGGCUGGAGAGGAAGGUGACCAGAGACAAGUUGAAGAGGCUGAGUGCUGCAUCUGCUUGCGGCCACGCAUCUGACUGAUUGCUCUGUUGAGAGUCUGUAUGGUGAAUGAAUACUUUCAGGGAAGGCUGUUUACUCAGGUGAUGUCCUCAAACAGGGCUGUGCCUAGCUGUUCUUGAAUCUGUUCCAGGCCGGUGAUUCUAGCUGUCAUCUCACAACUUUAGCACCAUGUGAACCAGUUAUAACCAGUCGGCCUUUCAGGGACUCACAGGAACGGGACCAUGGUGGUAACCUUUUAUAGUUAGCUUUGGGAAACACUGAAUAACUAAAAUGAAGUGCUUUGUUAUUAUUUCCAGAAGAAAUGGAGGUUCAUAACAAUGGAGAUUUCUUGGUGGUAGCCAUACUGAUUUUUGUUGCUAGACAGUUUAGGGAAUUGAUUGCUGCCAUUUGAUUACUUUUUUGAGUAAGAAUGUUUUCUCAUUUGUGAGUUUUGUUAUAUUGUUUUAACAGUCACAAUGUCUUCUUUUAAAG
This is a messenger RNA of Galeopterus variegatus (Sunda flying lemur), 3222 nucleotides long. It is a transcript of the gene MANBA, whose product is annotated as mannosidase, beta A, lysosomal. Bases 1 to 2640 code for a protein of 879 amino acids. NCBI's taxonomy places the organism in Eukaryota, Metazoa, Chordata, Mammalia, Dermoptera, Cynocephalidae. Gene Ontology annotation, biological process: glycoprotein catabolic process; carbohydrate metabolic process. The transcript has 17 exons. The record is from RefSeq and is a predicted model, not a curated record. Gene Ontology annotation, molecular function: beta-mannosidase activity.